CUACGAUCCUCUUUUUAUGAUCGGUCCCCAGAGUGUGAUCCUCAGCUCCUGCACCACCUCUGCUGGUCUCCCCUCAAGAUGUUCACCGAGCACGGCAUGGAGACCGCUAUCGCUUGCUGGGAGUGGUUGCUGGCAGCACGUGCUGGAGUGGAAGUACCGUUCAUGCGAGAGAUGGCGGGGGCGUGGCAGAUGACCGUGGAGCUGAAGAUGGGAUUGUUCUCAGACGCUCAGGUGGAGGCUGAUCCUCUGGCUGCAUCAGAGGAAAGUCAGCCCAUCCCCUGCCCUCCUGACGUUACCCCUCACCACAUAUGGAUCGAGUUUCUAGUCCAGAGGUUUGAGAUUGCAAAGUAUUCCAGCGCAGAUCAAGUAGAAAUCUUUGGCAGUUUACUUCAACGCUCACUGUCUCUCAACGUAGGCGGGGCUAAGAGUAGCCUCAACCGCCACGUAGCUGCUAUUGGACCUCGUUUCAGGCUGCUGACUCUGGGUCUGGCUCUGCUCCACUCUGACGUCGUCACCAAUGCGACUGUGAGGAAUGUGCUCAGAGAGAAAAUCUAUUCCACAGCCUUUGAUUACUUCAGCGUGUCUCCAAAGUUUCCCACCCAAGGCGACAAGCGUCUCCGCGAGGACAUCAGCAUCAUCAUCCGUUUCUACGCCAGCAUCCUGUCCGACAAGAAGUACCUGGCAGCGUGCCACUUGGUCCCACCUGAUAAUCAGGACCGUCGUCCUUGA
Lates calcarifer (barramundi perch) is the source of this 729-nucleotide messenger RNA. Its product is annotated as putative inactive phosphatidylinositol 4-kinase alpha-like protein P1. The transcript has 6 exons. Bases 79 to 729 code for a protein of 216 amino acids. The record is from RefSeq and is a predicted model, not a curated record. Lineage: Eukaryota; Metazoa; Chordata; Actinopteri; Centropomidae.